UCUACCUACACCAUCAACUCAAGGAAGGAAUAAUACUCUACAUACCACACUACUGUGCACACCACGGCAGGAACACACAAGAACACACUACAUGCUGUGAUCAUUUUACGGUUGAAUUUAAUGCUACACAUCAUAUCUCCCAGCAUGCUCUCUGCUCCAAGAAACACCAUUCCUCAUUGGCCCUAACACACACACACACACACACGCAUACAUGCACAUGCACACACGCGCACGCACCACAUAAAGACAAACUGAACUGAUUCCCCACUCUCCUCAACAUGGCCCUUCGACCUUGAACUGGAGGUGACAUGGAGACGUGAAGACGUGAAGUUUGUUUCUGAUGACCUGACACAUCACCACAACCUUUGACACUUUAACUUCACCGGCUGCGUAGCCGAGCAGAGAGAUGUCGUCGAAGAUGUUCAGUAUGGCCCGAUAAAUCAUUCUACACAUCACCAACGUAGCCAAGUGGGUACAAUUCUGGUCUCCUAAAUCGGUGUGACUUUUCCCAUUUAACUUAAUUCAUUGUCCUUUUCUCCUAGUCUCCUAAAGGGGCAUGGCAUCUCAUAGACAUAUUGAUUGCUGUGAGCCGUGUCCUACUUAUCAAUCAUCUCUGAUGUCAUCUCAGGUGAGGGGCCUCCCUAUGACCCCUCACCCCUGAACCCUUGACCCCAGGGGUGGGAUCUAGAAGUCUCUCUACCUCCACUCAGUGAUAGGCUCGGCGAGUGAUCCGAGUAUCUUACUACUCUGUGCUGGGCCAGUCUGUGAUGAACCUCAACUCACAGAGAGACGGAAAGAUAGAGAGUGGGAGAUAGUAAUGAUCUCCUAACUGUCCUGUCACUACCUACAGUACUAAACACACUCUGCUGGGCCGUGAACUUCGAUUUCUACCUGACCUUUAACCCCAAAAACAGAGAGACAUGUCCUCCAAGGUGUUGUGCCUGUGUCUCCUCAAAGCUGUGUUGGACCAGUGCUCUGUGGUGAACUUUGAACCCUGACCUUUAGAGAGAUGGCGUCUUGUGGUACCUGACUGGCUCACUGUGAACAUUAACUGUGAACUUUAAGAGUGAUGACCUCCAAGUUCUCAUGUCAGUAUCUUCUAACAAACCUGUGCUAGGCCCUGUAGUGAACUCUGAACCCUACAGUACAUGACCCUUUGACCUUUGGAGAUAUGCCCUCUAAAGUCUCCUUUCUCUACCUGCUGAUGGUCCUGUGCUGUGGUACUCGAGUGACUCUCUGUGAACUCUGACCUUUAAGAUGAUCUCCAAGGUGUCAUGCCUGUACCUCCUGACUGUCCUGUGCUGGGCCAGCGCCCUGUGGUACCUGAGUGGCUCUCGCCCGCCCUCCUCCACGACCUACAGUGGCCACAUGUCCGCUGUCCGGCGCUCGCCGUCUCGAGGUCUGGCCGUCGUCGGGGGCAACCGCUCCAUAAUGCUGCAGACCAACGUUCGCACGCGGCACCUGAACCCGCACGCCUUCCAGUUCCUCAUCAACGAGCCCGACAAGUGCGACCCCUCCGUCACCGUAGCCCCCGGCAACCACACGCCGCCGUUCCUCGUCAUUCUCAUCAGCACCACGCACAAGGAGUUUGACGCUCGACAGGCGAUUCGGGAAACGUGGGGUGACGAGAGUGCGUGGGCUGGCGACGUUCGCAUCGUCACCCUCUUCCUCCUCGGCGUGCACACAGACCCCGUGCUCAACCAGAUGGUGGCGCAGGAGAGCACGGUGUUCCACGACAUCCUAGUGGAGGACUUCAUAGACUCCUACCACAACCUCACGCUCAAGACACUCAUGGGCAUGAGAUGGGUCGCCACUUACUGCUCGCAGGCUCGCUAUGUCAUGAAGACGGACAGUGACAUAUUCGUCAACAUGGACAACCUGAUCUACAGCCUCCUGCGUCCGGGCUCCAAGCCUCGUCGGCGCUACUUCACGGGCUACGUCAUAAACGGCUCUCCCAUACGGGACAUGCGGAGCAAGUGGUUCAUGCCGCGAGAGCUCUACCCCGAGUCCAAGUACCCUCCCUUCUGCUCGGGCACGGGCUACGUCUUCUCGGCCGACGUAGCAGAGCUCAUCUACCAGACCUCUCUGCACACGCGGCUCCUGCACCUGGAGGACGUGUACGUGGGGCUGUGUCUCCGCAAGCUGGCCAUCCACCCCUUCCAGAACAGCGGCUUCAACCACUGGAAGAUGGCCUACAGCCUGUGCCGUUACCGCCGCGUCAUCACCGUGCACCAGAUUCCGCCGGACGAGAUGCACCGAAUACACAGCGAUAUGACCGCCAAGAAGCAGCUGAAGUGCUAGCACUCACCGUGAUAACAUACCUGGACUUAUGCAAUAUGUUAGGUGGACUAUUCUAGACUGGCCAUCAAGAGGCGGCUCAAGGGCUAGCUGGACUAAGGCAACUAAACGUCAUGACCAGACACUGCUCCUUGGACUUACCUAGACUGACCAGCAAGAAGCCGCUUAAGUGGUAGCACAGGCACAGAUGGUCUUAGCAGUCGUCCUGCUAGCACAGUUGGCCCUGACACUCAUAACACUAGUUGUACUUGGCUAUAUAACCAGCUGGAUAUGGUGAUACAAUAGCUGGACUUGGCCAAAUUAACAGCAAUAAACUUAAAAAGUACUAGCUGUACUACGGCAACAAAACAGCUUGACCAGACACUGCUGGCUGGUCUCAACUAGACUAACCAACAAGAGGCAUUUGAAGUGCUAGUUCAGCUGGACUUAGCAUUUACAAUGCUAGCUGCAUGACCAGCAAGAUGUGGCUCAAGUCCUAGCUGGAAUUAAUGAUAGCAGAAUGCAUAUAAAGUUCUAGCUGGACUUGAUUAUUUAUUAUCUCGAAUAUAUAACCAGCAGAAGCACCUAAACUGCUAUCUCACUUUAUGAAGUGGCAAGCACACAUAAUGCUGGUUGGACUUAGCCAGCUAAGGUGAAGCUGCCAGCCAGCCAGGCAACAUGGCCAGCCUGAGUAUUAUCCACUCUCUCUGGCCUGAAGCACCAGUUAACAGCAGAAAGCACACAAUGCUAAAUAAACAGUAAAAGGCACCUCCUGUGUUAGCGGUGAUGGGUUCCAUCAUGCUGGCUGGAUUUAGCGACCCAAACGAAAUGACCAGCAACCAUAGAUAGAGAACAGUCUUUUGGCAUGGCAAGUUUAGUCAGUCUUUUGGCAUGGCAAGCAUUGGGUGCUGCCAUCUUGGCUUGAUAAAAUGAAGAUGUUCACUACCAGACAGGGGUAGUCAUAGCAACAUUUUGUGUUCUAUAACAAUGACCAGCAACAACAAGCACCACGUGAGACACCUGCAGAGAACUGGCGCCAUGGCAAGGAUGAGCUGGAGUGAGAGGCUGCAGAAUGGACUGAGCCAUGCCGGGCUACACUGUUCGAAUUUGGAGUCGCUUUAGUGUAUCCAAGAAACUGGACAAUGGCAGAACCAAAUCCCUGAUUGAAAUAGAACAGACUUUAUGCCCAGAUUAAAACGGGACCCAAGAAUCCAGAUGAGGCCGGGCUGCAGGCUGUCUAACUGAGUAUGCCAAGACUCAGUACUCAUUGUCAAGCUCAAUGUGAACUUCAUGCUAAGUGUUCGGGGAGACUUCUGCUCAGAGGGUCCACGGACAAACAGCGGACUAUGUCACUUACUGUAACAGAUAUUACAUCAUAUCCUGUAUCUGACAUCCUAUUCCACACAUCAUAUCCUGUGUAGAGACCCUAAGGCACGGUCCUCCCGCUAGACCACAUGGGACCUUAGCGCUGAUCUCUGAAACAUUAGAGAUCAGUGCUUAGGUCAAGUGUGUGUGACCGUAAGGGGCGUGGCUUAUGCUCUCUAUCUGAUAUCAGCUUGAGUCACAUGCUGGAUUCAACUCCGUGCACCUGUGUUUAUUACACCCGCUCCCUUAAAACACAUGAGAUUACAUCACAUCCUGUACAUGAGAUUAUGCCAUUUCCUGUGUCUGUGAUUAUGUGUCUUCAAGAAUUUUAUUUGCUGCCCACCGCCAGUCAAACUGAAUGAGCUGUAUGAGUAAACAGCAGCAACACAACACAGCUUUCACGACACAUGUACACAUAAAAGCACCCAGCAACAAAGCCUUUAGACAAAUGCGCAAACAUGCUUAAAUCUCACAGGC
This is a messenger RNA of Engraulis encrasicolus (European anchovy), 4119 nucleotides long. Its product is annotated as beta-1,3-galactosyltransferase 1-like. The transcript is spliced from 5 exons. Gene Ontology annotation, molecular function: N-acetyl-beta-D-glucosaminide beta-(1,3)-galactosyltransferase activity. Gene Ontology annotation, cellular component: Golgi membrane. The coding region runs from base 1258 to 2301 and encodes 347 amino acids. The record is from RefSeq and is a predicted model, not a curated record. NCBI's taxonomy places the organism in Eukaryota, Metazoa, Chordata, Actinopteri, Clupeiformes, Engraulidae.